GGAAUAGAGUGGAGCAGUGAUUCCCAGCCGGCAGUGAUGAAAAUAUCGGAGACCGUUCUGAGGAGGAAGCUCUAAACUCUGGUGACACGCGCUGCAUUUCGCUCUCGACAACCGUAGCUAGAUAGAUCCCCAUGGACGUCUUCGCCAACGCUGUCGGCGUGCGCCCACCGGCGCCCAUCGUGCUUCUGGACGAGGAACAGCAGCGUAUCAUUCGCGACGGCCAAAGCCAGCGAGGUCAGCCGCCGAUCGAUGACGCGCAGCCAUCGCGUACCGGUUCAUCCGGCAACGACGCACUGUUCGUGCCCACAACGCCCCCCAUGCUGCCCAUUCCGCAACACGUAGCACCGCAAGCACCGCCGCCGCCCACGACCACCUACCUACGCACCGACUUUACGACGGGACGGCGUCCUGCUGCAUCCGUCACCACUACGAACACUCAGAAGUCUCACGAACUGGGCGAUGGCAUCCGCACCAACUUCACCACCAACCGCCAGAAUCCGAACCCGGUCGCGGCGUUCAUGAAGGAAAACGCGCCGGAUAAUUCCUUGUCGAAUUCUCUGUCGGCUCCGACGGACUACGCCAAUGUGGAACCCACGGCGAUGCCGUUCAUCUCCAGUACAGACCCCCCACCGGAAGAUGCCCGACCGGACCCGACCAGGGGCUUUCGAGGCAACGGCACCAACCUCAAACUGUCGGUCAGGUACAUGAUUAUUGGUGCCAUCGUCGGUAUCGCACUGGGUAUCGUGUUCGCCCACGUCGGCGUGUCGGACAUCACGGCGCAGUGGAUCUCGCUACCCGGCGACCUGUUCCUGCGAGCUGUUAACGCUCUUGUUGUGCCCUACGUGUUCUGUUCAGUAGCCGUAGCUGUGGGAGAUAUUGUUUUCGUAGGCAAAGUGUCGAUCGUCGGACUUCAAACACUCAAGAUCUUCGCGACAGGGUGGGUGGUCUCGACAGCAUUGGGUAUCAGUGUGGCCUUCGUCUUCCGUCCACUCUUCCGACUCAAGAACAAAUACGCCAGUCCAGAUGCUAAUGCUGUGGGGUUGACGUGUCCGAACGGCUUGAUGCUGGAAAUGCUGAGCAACAGCAGUAUCACGUGCUCUUCGAACGCUACCGCGUUGUCAUUGGAUAACGCCUUCGUUCUGGACGACGUGAACGACGUCUUUGAGACGAACAGCGACGCGGUCAUCACCGACCUGACGCUAAGCAAGCAGCUCAUCUCGACGCUAGAGUCCGUGGUACCGGACAACAUCUUCUCCUCUCUGGCUGACGGCGAUCUACUGGCUAUCAUCACCUUUGCCAUGGUACUGGGUUCAAUCGCAGGGCGAAGCUACUUCUCCAAGACCCGUCGGGUGAACUACCUGUACCUGGUGCUACUGCAGCUACGUAACACCUUCUUCCUGGCCAUGGAGUGGGUUAUCUGGAUCACACCUGUCGCCGUUGUCUCCACCAUCUCUGGAGCUUUUGCGUCUAACCAAGACGCUGUGAGUCAACUCCCCAAGGUCUACAUGUUCUUGGUGGCCUGCAUCUCAGCCGCGGCACUGCAGAUCCUGGUCGUAUACCCGUUCGUCAUCUUCCUGCUCGCGCGAUGCAACCCGUACGCGCACAUGCACCACAUGAUCCGGUCGUAUCUGUUCGCAUUCGGCUCUUCGUCGUCACUGGCCACUGCUCCCGUGACUCUCGGCUGCGUCCAGAAAGCGCGCGUGUGUUCGCAGUCGAUCGCCACCUUCGUCGUCUCUAUCGGCGUCGUCACCAACAUGUCCGGGUCUGGAUGGUACUAUCCCAUUGGUAUUAUCUUCCUGGCCGAGUCGUCUGGCAACGGCGACGAACUCACGUUCCUACGUCUCGUAGCAAUCUUCUUCCUCACGAUCGUCGCCUGUGCCGGUACGCCGCCUGUGCCGAACGGAGGUAUGGUGCUCAUGUCCACCAUGUACAAGACCGUCUUCGGCGUCAGUACGCUGCCAUCGACAUGGGCGCUGUACGUCGCCCUGGAUUUCUUCGCAGACCGCCUGUCGACUAUCUGCAACGUCAACGAUGACAUUAUGGCGCUCAAGGUCAUCGCAGAAAACACGGACGAGACGGUGGCAGGAGACCAUCUCGGCCAGCGCAACUAGCUCUUAUUAGUACAGUUUGAUCUCUUUUUUCGUUCUGUGGCACAUUAAAUAGUUCGAUUAUAUGUAUAUCUCCGCUUCGAUGGAAUUGAGGCUUCAAUGCUGGGAAGUAAUAUACACUGGACAGGUUUACUUGCGCUGAUUGCCGUCGUUAUCGCCGUGAUCGUCGUAUG
This is a messenger RNA of Phytophthora nicotianae INRA-310, 2281 nucleotides long. RefSeq lists its product as hypothetical. The coding region runs from base 132 to 2111 and encodes 659 amino acids. Gene Ontology annotation, molecular function: symporter activity. The transcript has a single exon. The record is from RefSeq and is a predicted model, not a curated record. Gene Ontology annotation, cellular component: membrane. NCBI's taxonomy places the organism in Eukaryota, Oomycota, Peronosporomycetes, Peronosporales, Peronosporaceae.